AUGAAGUACUAUUUGUUAGUUGUAGAGCUCUUCUUGCUCAAUCCGGGCUGCAUAUUGGCGAAGUCUGAAGAGUGCGGGCUGCAACACUCGAUGGCUGGUAUGGCUCAGGAUGGAGCUGCCUGCAUGGCUUAUAUGCCUACCUGGACCUACGACUCAUCCAAAAAUGCCUGUAUUGAGUUCAUCUAUGGUGGCUGCGGUGGCAAUAAGAAUCAGUUUGGCAGCAAAAUUGAAUGCGAGCAAUCUUGUAAGGACUAA
Molecule: messenger RNA, 255 nt
Organism: Scaptodrosophila lebanonensis
Lineage: Eukaryota; Metazoa; Arthropoda; Insecta; Diptera; Drosophilidae
Product: male accessory gland serine protease inhibitor
Exons: 2
Coding region: 1-255 (84 amino acids)
Biological process (GO): negative regulation of peptidase activity
Molecular function (GO): serine-type endopeptidase inhibitor activity
Source: RefSeq, a predicted model, not a curated record